Messenger RNA from Aedes albopictus (Asian tiger mosquito), 2416 nucleotides. RefSeq names its product serine/threonine-protein kinase Nek8. The transcript has 7 exons. Gene Ontology annotation, biological process: protein phosphorylation. Gene Ontology annotation, molecular function: ATP binding; protein kinase activity. Lineage: Eukaryota; Metazoa; Arthropoda; Insecta; Diptera; Culicidae. Bases 56 to 2416 code for a protein of 786 amino acids. The record is from RefSeq and is a predicted model, not a curated record.
GUAACUUGAUUGUGCCUCUUCAAGUUUCUUUUGAAUUAAGAAAUAUUCUUUAACUAUGCAGCACUCACAACAACCCAAUAACAGAUUCACUGUCAACGCUACCAAUCCGAAAACAAGCAAAUCAUCUUCAUCGGAUUUAUCUACUUUGUCCCGAUUUAAGGAUUUGACUGUAACAGUACAAAAAUCCCUCGAUGAGAGCUCCCUCCACAACUCGGACACUCCGAAGGAUAGUGGCAAUGAAAGCGAAACCGAAAUAGAACUUACCGGAUACCGUCGAAUACGAACGGUAGGGCAAGGUUCGUUUGGAGUUGCCGUACUGUACGAACGACAAGUCGACGGCCAAGUGGUGGUCAUGAAGCAAAUCAACCUAUCCGAUCUGACCAAAUCCGAGCGGGAUUUGGCUAUGAAUGAGGUGGAAGUGUUCUCCAAGUUGCAUCAUCCGAACAUUAUCGCCUAUUUGGGAAGCUUUGUGCGGGGGGAUUACCUGUUCAUAGAGAUGGAGUUUGCAGAUAAGGGAACUCUGGCUCAGAUAUUAAUCGAGAAAAGUCACGGUGAGCGUCUACCGGAGCGAUUCAUAUUGAAUAUUUUCGAGCAGAUUUCGAGUGCAAUCAACUACAUGCACUCGCAGAAUAUCUUGCAUCGAGAUUUGAAGACCGCUAAUGUAUUUCUGAACAAGCGAGGGAUCGUGAAGAUCGGUGAUUUUGGCAUUUCGAAGAUCAUGAGCACAAGAAUCCAUGCUCAAACGGUAUUGGGCACUCCGUAUUACUUCAGUCCGGAGAUGUGUGAAGGUAAAGAGUACGACGAAAAGAGCGACAUCUGGGCCCUGGGCUGCAUUGUGGGCGAGAUGGCCUGCUUCAAAAAAGCCUUCACUGCUUCGAAUCUUUCGGAACUGGUUUCAAAGAUUAUGACAGCGAAGUAUGUUCCGCUACCGGAAGGCUAUUCGGACACGCUGAAGCACGUUCUAAACCUAAUGCUUCAAAUAAAUCCCGCGGAUAGACCAUCCGCCGCCGAGAUCCUCCAGUAUUGGAUCCCACUCAUUUACCGCAAUUUAGGUAAAAACGAUGGCUUCAAAUACGUUGCAAUCGAUUGUCCAAGCAAAAGUUCGACGAUGUCAGGAGCAAAAGAUCAAACCAAUUCGUCGUCAACUACGGCUCCCCUGAUGAUGGGAACAGCUACACGAGAUUACAUGGAAGCGUCCACGGCUACCACCAGCAAUUUGCCUUUGGUAGAGCGGUCAGUACUGUAUCAGCUCAAAUCAUUCGGAAGUUCGACCAGUUUGACUCCACUUCAACUGCCGCCGGCUGGAAAAAUCCGGCAAAUCGCUACCAAUGGGACACACUUCGUAGCCGUUAUGUAUGAUGGUUCCGUAUUUACGUGGGGCGAAGGCAACAAGGGCCAACUAGGCCACAAUGCUCUGGAAACGUGGCGUCACUAUCCAACCAGAGUGGAUGCAAUACAGCGGUACAACGUAGUCGGAGCUGCUACGGGAACCGGUUUCACAGUAUUCUGGACCAACCUGGGUGUUGUCUUGAGCUGCGGUGACAAUUCCUCCGGAUGUCUCGGUCAUGGCAAUCAGAUCUCGCUGCUGGUUCCAAAGAUUGUUCAAAAGUUGAACAACAUUCGUAUCAGCCAGGUGGCCUGCGGUGCGCACCAUGUGGUUGCCCUUUCCGAUCGAGGCCAUUUGUACACUUGGGGAUCGAGCAAUGAUGGUGCGCUGGGACUGGGAAAGCAGAUGUUGGCCAGUGCUGAACCUCGGCGGUUGAUCGUUUCGCAGAUGAUUCAGGAUAUCCGGGAGAUCUACUGUGGACCGGAUUGCACGGUGAUUUUGACUGAAAGCGGUUCAUGCUACUGCUGUGGAAGCAACAGGUAUAAUCGACUUGGAUUUGGGAUGAAGGUUACCCAGAUGACUGCUUUGCAAAAGGUGACGUUCGUCGAGAAGAAGAUUUUGAGUGUGAGUGUUGCCGAAAGUUUCGGGACGUAUUUGAUCGAGGGGAACUAUGUAAUCACGACUGGGGAGAACAACAACGGCCAGCGAGGUUUGGGUCACACAGAGGAAAAAUCCGAGCCAACGGUGGUGAAGAAUUUACUAUCGCGCUUUAUUACGAAAAUAAAAUGUCUUUCAACAUAUGUGGUGGCAACCUCGGACGACAAUUGCGUUUUAUUUUGGGGCACGAGAUUAGGUAUUCCGGAAACUGACAUAAACGCAUCUUUGGAGAACACUUCAAACAACAAUCAUCCUAAUAGGGUACCUGAAAGUUCAUCGAUUGGAAACAGCACAGCAGCAUUUACAAACUUUCUAACAUCGGUUUACAAAUACGAAACUUUCUUGGAUCCCAUCGAUAUAUUGGCUCUCUAUUCAUCUAAACAACAGCAGGAUAAAGGAAGCUUUGUGAAACUGGUAGAUAUAGUGUUCUGA